Messenger RNA from Hemibagrus wyckioides, 4162 nucleotides. Its product is annotated as solute carrier family 23 member 2. The transcript has 12 exons. Gene Ontology annotation, molecular function: transmembrane transporter activity. Gene Ontology annotation, cellular component: membrane. The record is from RefSeq and is a predicted model, not a curated record. Gene Ontology annotation, biological process: transmembrane transport. Bases 186 to 1991 code for a protein of 601 amino acids. NCBI's taxonomy places the organism in Eukaryota, Metazoa, Chordata, Actinopteri, Siluriformes, Bagridae.
CUGGGCUGGUGAUCACACAGAGCCUUAUUGAAGCCUCCAGCGAUAUGCAGCUCUGGUAGCCCUGACCACCAGACACCUGACGUAGCCUCGGUGAGCUCUGAAGGCCAGACGUGCUAGCAUUCUCUCUCUCCCUCUUUCUCUCUCUCUCUUUCUCUCUCUCUCUCUUUCCUCAGGCCAGCUCUGCCAUGCAUCUCGCUCAAGAAGACCAAAGCAUGGACAAUCAACCGAAAGAGAAAAUAUCAAAUGUAAGUCACCUGGCCAGUGUUAUCAUUCCUGAGUCCAACACUGAUGGAUUAGACGAAAAUCUGAAUGAGCGGUCUGGAGGUAACCUCAUCUACUCCAUCAAUGAUCGCCCACCAUGGUACCUCUGCCUUCUACUGGGAUUCCAGCAUUACAUACUGGCUUUCGGUGGGAUCUUAGCCAUCCCUUUAAUCCUCGCUGAGCCGUUGUGCAUUAAGGACAACAAUGCAGCCAAGAGCCAGCUUGUCUCCACCAUCUUCUUCGUGUCAGGAAUUUGCACCCUGCUUCAGACCACCAUUGGGACCAGGUUGCCGAUCCUGCAAGGAGGAACGUUCACUUUCAUCACACCGGCGCUGGCGAUCCUGGCCUUGCCAAAGUGGCAGUGUCCAAAGGGAGGCAUGACCCCUGACCUCAAUGCCACGCUAACCUCUGUCUCUCACCUAGACCCUGAGGAAGUGUGGAAAAUGCGCAUGAGAGAGAUCCAGGGAGCGAUCCUGGUGGCAUCGCUGCUUCAGGUCGUGCUUGGACUCUCAGGGCUGGUGGGAUUCGUGCUGAAGUUCAUCGGACCCUUGGCUAUCGCCCCAACCAUCAAUCUGAUCGGUUUGUCACUCUUCAUCCAGGCUGGGAAGAAGUCAGGAGCACACUGGGGCAUUUCAGCUCUGACAGUGUUUCUUAUCCUUCUCUUCUCCCAGUAUCUCAGCAAGGUUAGAGUCCCUCUCAUUGCAUACAAGGACAAGACGUGGAAAGUGUUUCAUUACCCUCUCUUUAGUCUGUUCUCGGCUUUGUUUGGGAUGUCUGGAUCUUGGCUGGUGUGCUUUCUCCUGACAUACUUCGAUGUUCUGCCCACUUCGCCGCACGAGUACGGCUACCAGGCCCGAACAGACAUCAACCUGGAUGCGGUGAGCAGUGCCGAGUGGUUCUUCAUGCCUUAUCCAGGUCAGUGGGGUCUCCCGACCGUGAGCAUCUCCUCCGUCCUAGGCAUGAUGGCAGGAGUACUGGCAUCUACCAUGGAGUCCAUCGGGGAUUACUACGCCUGUGCACGUCUCUCUGGUGCCCCGACUCCGCCCACUCAUGCUAUUAACCGUGGCAUUGCAGUGGAGGGUCUGGGCUGCAUCCUGGCAGGGCUGUGGGGCAGCGGCAAUGGGACGACUUCCUACAGCCAGAACAUAGCUGCCUUGGGGAUCACCAGGGUGGGAAGCAGGCUGGUCCUCCAGACGUCCGGGCUCCUCAUGGUCAUGCUGGGACUCUUUGGGAAGUUCAGCGCCGUGUUCAUCACCAUCCCGGAGCCGGUGAUCGGAGGCAUGUUCCUGGUCAUGUUCGGGAUGGUCGCUGCUGUGGGAAUAUCCAACCUGCAGUACGUGGACUUAAACUCGUCCAGGAAUCUGCUGAUCUUCGGCGUUUCUGUCUUCACUGGACUUGUGUUGCCAACAUGGUUUCAUUCCAAUCCAAACACCAUCAACACGGGUAUAACAGAGCUGGAUCAGCUCAUCACUAUGCUCUUCACCACCCCCAUGUUUAUUGGUGGCUUCUUGGGAUUUAUCUUGGAUAACACUAUUCCAGGAACGGAUGAGGAACGAGGGAUCAAGCGUUGGAGGGAAAGUGUUGAUAGCAGGACUUCAGCGAUCUUCAGCAAUCAGUCCUGUUACGAUCUCCCUUUCUGCACCAACUUCCAUCAUAAAUUCAGGUUCCUCCAAAACCUUCCGUUCCUCCCAUCCAUUAAAUCACUGGACCCUCUGGGAACACGCCUAUAAAGCCUUCAGCCAGUUUAAAAGAAUGUAUAAAUCAUGGUAAAUCAUAGCCUACUGGACACAAUUAAUAAUUUACUGUGAGGUGGGAUUGUUCUCACACGCUUUGUUUACCAGGCUGUUUGUACAGACGUUUCCUGUAACCACUAAAUGUAAAGCAUUAAAUGCACAUUAAUUAGAAAGGAGCUGUGGUGUGAAUGCAUGGGUGCAGUUCAAGCACUUGAACUGUUUUUUAGAGCAGAAAAAAAUAAUGGGAACUUGCAAAAUAAAUAUAAACAUAAAGUCUUAUGGAUCCAUAAGUCUGGGUGAAGAAAAGUUUAUUUUGAUGGCGUGUUUCUCCAGCUCCGAAUCUGGCACCAAUCUCUAAUAUAUUACUGAAAAACUUUGAAGAAACUUCUUGACCCGUUACGGUCAAAAGUUUGGCCGGAUCGCUAAUAUCCCCGCUAAACACUAUGUGUGUUAACGACUAACAGUUUUUCCUUGGAACAUACACAGAUGGAAUUCUGUGUUCGGCUGCCAGAAGCAUUUUGGAAAAAUCUCAUGUAUAAUACGAGAAGCAUGAAUACAUUUAAUAUAAGAGUCAGAGGAAAGAAUAAAACACGCAACGUUGUGCUGUUCGAGGAAAGUAAUCAACUCCUCGAUGCUGUGGUGCGAUGAAGCGGACUGUAGUUACUCUCUCCACAAAGCUGAUUGCAGUGGAACCUCGGCACAUGAAAGCCCUCCCUUAAGCCAAACGAAGCAAGUUUACGAAUUUUAUGAAUUUUUUUUCAGUCAGUGAAACCUGUUUGGAAAGAGUCAACCCACGAUACCAACGUUGCCUUUGGUAUACGUUCAAAAGCUAGGUGAUUUUUCGGGCGUUUUUUUGUUGAUAGAUAUGGUGGCGUGGGUGGUCUGUUCUAUUUUUAGCCCAAGCUUGGUGGUACGACUUCCUGUGAGGAGCCUUGACAUGGAAUGCUCGGCUUGGGUCAGUUAUUUGUAAGCAGCCAUACAGUUUCCAUACGCCUUGUAUUGGUCAUAUUGGUCAUAUUUUUGGGGGGCUGGAACGGAUUAUCUGCAUUUACAUUAUGUCUUAUGGGAAAAUUAAUUUCUCAAUACAAAUUUUCACCUUAAGAACUCACCUCCAGAACAAAUUAAAUUCGCAUACCGAGGUUCCACUGUAGUUUCCUCUAACUGGACAUCCUGAUGUGUUUUAUUCUUCUCCUAUGACAGAAAAUAUCAUUUUUUUUAUUUAUUAACAAACGACAAAUCAUAGUUUUCUAUUUAUCCAUUUACAGCUACACCUAAGCUGUUCUUUCAGCUUCUCAUUUUUUUCAUCACUCUGAUAGAGAAGAAAAACAUGCAGCUUGUUAUUGUUUCAUGUCACAGCUUUAUCUCAGACUCUGACACUGGAGACUCCUUCCAUAAACGUAACAUAAACCUCUCCUCGCAGAAGACAUCCGCCGGGUGUGACGUGUUACUGUAGAAACGUUAACAGAGCCAUACAAACCUGUGAUUUGCUGCUGUCAGAAUUGCUAUUAAAGGGCAUUAAAGCUGCAGUGGUUGAUUUUUUUCAUCUUUAUGUGUACAAAUAAACAGGAAGAUAUGUAGAAUGUAAAAUGUGUAUUAAGCUGCUGAGGAAACUGGUUUGGAAAACUUUGAAAAAAAAUUGAUCCGGAAUUCUUGUUUGUGUUUGGAUGCACCGUUUAUCAGUCAUUUAUAUAGACAAUAUACUGUACAGGGUGGAGGCCAGGGGGCGGAGCUCAUUCAAAUGUUCAACCCAGCUAACUUUUACAAUUAAUCAAUGAACAGACAAACAUACAUACAAACAAACAAACAAGUGAAUGAAUGAAUUAAUGAUUGAACAAAUAAAUAACAUACAAACAACUACAUGAAUGGAUGGAUAAUGGAUGGAUGGAUGGAUGGAUGGAUGGAUGGAUGGAUGGAUGAAUGGAUGGAUGGAUGACUGAAUGAAAUGGAUGGAUGGAUGGAUGGAUGGAUGAAUGGAUGAAUGGAUGGAUGACUGAAUGAAAUGGAUGGAUGGAUGAAUGGAUGAUCUUACUGACUCAUCUUACAGAUUUUACCUCAUUUUACUUUAAUGAACCUUCUGACCAAUCAGGAUUGAGAAUUUAACAGCGCUGUGGUAUAAAUAUUUUUAAUACACUACAUAUAAUCUACAUUCUUUCUAUAUUUACAGCUUU